AUGCCCGGCCAAGAUAUUCAUAAUAAGAAGGACAUCAAUGAAAUAUAUCUAUGUCCUGUAUGUGAAUUAAUACUCAAGAAUCCAUGUCAAUUACCGUGUGGCGAUCGAUUAUGUCAGGAAUGUAUUCCAGCACUUAUAAGAGAAGAUGCAAUAUUCAAAUGUCCCGUAUGUGCAGAAAGUGUACACACAUCGAACCUUAUGGUUGACAAAGGAUUUGGGAGAGAUUUAGAUCAAUUGGAAGUAAUAUGCAUCGAAAAACGUAAUAAUUGUGAAUGGGCAGGAAAAUUAAAGUACUAUCAGGAUCAUUUAAAUAACGAUCAUUUGAAUUAUUCAUGUAAUUUAUGUCAGGAAAAGUUUGCGACACCAAUCGCGUUAAAUGAACACAAAGAAUGUGUUCAUUAA
Molecule: messenger RNA, 402 nt
Organism: Didymodactylos carnosus
Lineage: Eukaryota; Metazoa; Rotifera; Eurotatoria; Philodinida; Philodinidae
Source: the annotation of a GenBank genome assembly